GAAGUUGGCUACAGUGCAUGAAUCGUCCAUUUUCUCCGCUCCUCGUCGGAGACGCUUGAGGCACGUGUUUGAGAAAUUUUGUUUGGUUAAACAAAGGUCCUUUGUGUUGUGAACGAGCAAGUCUUUAGUCGCUAACUGUUUGUUGCGACCCCGGGAGCCGGUUUUUCACAAAUUUUGUGUUCAACGUCCUUUACCAUCAUGAACGCAGAGAAACUGAGGAAGCUGCAACAGCAGUCGGCCCAAGUCCGCAUAGGAGGCAAAGGCACACCUCGUAGGAAGAAGAAGGUUGUGCACGCGACAGCCGCCACCGACGACAAGAAACUGCAAAGUUCACUUAAGAAGCUCUCAGUAAACACAAUCCCCGGCAUCGAGGAGGUUAAUAUGAUCAAGGAUGACGGCACUGUGAUCCAUUUCAACAACCCCAAGGCCCAGGCCUCUCUAGCCGCCAACACCUUUGCCAUCACCGGCCAUGCGGAAUCCAAGCAGAUCACAGAGAUGCUCCCAGGAAUUCUGAGUCAGCUCGGCCCUGAAGGCCUAACUCAGCUCAAACGUCUUGCAUCAAGCGUCGCCUCAAGUGCUGGUGGCGCCAAGCUGGCCAUCGACGAGGAGGAUGAGGUUCCAGAACUCGUCGGCAACUUCGACGAUGCCAGUAAGGAGGAAGCGGCUGUGAGUGAAGACAAGAAGUCGGAGUAAAUGCUGUUGAAGUUCCACAACUCUGGAAAAUCUGGCAGUGGCGAGGAUAGGAAUCCACUCAUCUCGAAGAGCUCUUUCGAUUCCAUCUCCAAUCAUCUGUUAAAGGCGCUAUCACAUGAACUAUUUUAUUUUGCUGAAACUAAGCCCACAUUCAUUUUAAUGCAUUGUUUUGAUUUAUAUUCAAAUUUUGUGCCUUAUGUGAGUGUUUUGUGGUUAGACUAAGCAAAAUUUUCCUGGUAGUUUACUAGUUUGUAGUUCUUCUCAUGACUGUCCACCGUGCCUACCUCUUAGAGGCACUUUGCAUUCAAACCUCAUUAUAAAUCAUGCAAAUUGAAUUAACUUCGUUGAAGGGUUGUGAUGGGGUCACAUUAUCAGCUCAUGGAGCUGUGUGACCAGGUUGGAUCCAUUAGACUGGAAAUGUUGCCAUCUGCUGUUUCAGGCCAAGUAAUCUUAGUUGUGACUUGGACAAUUUUAAAUUGCAUCUCUUAACUAUUUUUUGGAUCAACUAUGAUCAUUGUGGUUGCGUGUGUUGCCUGAACUGUCCUGCAAAAUCUAUCAGGACUUGCUUCUCUAUGCAAUGAAAAUUGCAUUACUUAAGUGAAGCAUAUUCAUAACCAUAUAUUUGUGCUAUCAUUUGUUUUGAACAUUGUUUUUACAUUCGAGUAAUAAACUCACAAGGGUGAUCUUGAA
This is a messenger RNA of Frankliniella occidentalis (western flower thrips), 1383 nucleotides long. It is a transcript of the gene bic, whose product is annotated as transcription factor BTF3 homolog 4. The record is from RefSeq and is a predicted model, not a curated record. Gene Ontology annotation, cellular component: cytosol; nascent polypeptide-associated complex. The transcript is spliced from 2 exons. NCBI's taxonomy places the organism in Eukaryota, Metazoa, Arthropoda, Insecta, Thysanoptera, Thripidae. The coding region runs from base 199 to 693 and encodes 164 amino acids.